AAUGGCGACCGAUAUUGGCGGUGUUGUGAAUGAGAUCGGGGUCCAUAUAGGCGAUGUGGCGCAACUUGUACCGGAUAUUGUUCAGUAUAAUCAACUAACUGCGACCAUAUUAUUAUCUGUCGCUGUCAUCGCCAGUAUAGCAUGUAUUGUUUUAUUUAUAUUCCUACAUAAAAUUAAAAGACAAGUUAUGGGACAGACUCCAGGUCCUGGCCAAACAAAGCCACGUUUUAGGAAAAGAGAUAAAGUUAUCUUCUAUGGAAGGCGAAUGUUGAGAAAGGUGAAGUCCAUCUCAGGGCCUAUCACCAGCACUAGAACAAAACUAAUGAAAAGGAAGAGGUUAAUUGGGGAUCUGAAGAGGUUACUGAGUAGGACAAAGGAGUCAGGUCCAGUGCUGCAGGAGAAAGAACCCCCGCCAGCAGUAUUAGAAGCAGAUUGGAGAGAAAUUCAACAAUCAGAACUUACUAUACCACCAGAAGUUAUUUAUAUGUUAAAAAGUGUCAGAGUGUUCGGCCAUUUUGAAAAGCCACUUUUUUUAGAAUUGUGCAGACAUAUGGAGACUAAGUUCAUCAUGGCCGGGUCUUAUCUUUUUCGUAAAGGUCAACCUGAUGACAGUAUCUAUGUAGUACAAAGUGGUAAACUUAGUGUAUAUAUUUCAGAAAAAGAUGGCUCUGAAUCAGUGAUGAAGGAAGUCUGUGCUGGUGACAGUGUGCACAGUCUACUCAGUGUAUUGGAUGUUAUAACAGGUCAUCCAGCACCGUAUAAAACUGUGUCAGCUCGUGCUGUAGUGGACACCACUAUUCUCAAGUUACCUGCCCAAGCAUUUUGUACUGUGUUUGAAAACUAUCCAGAAUCACUAGUUAGAGUUGUACAGAUCAUCGUUGUACGCUUACAGAGAGUGACUUUCAUGGCGUUACACAACUACCUUGGUCUGAGUAAUGAACUGAUCAACCCGGAAAACCAAAGCAACAAAGAUUUCUCUGUACAUAAUAUAUCACCAAAGACCAGUCCCACCAAAAGAUCACUCAAUCAAGAAUUGUCUGUGGAGAGUAUGGAGAAUGAGACAGUGACAGAAAUAAUUGAUUUUGACCAAGAUUAUCUACCGGAAAUCAGUCCAAGCAAAAGUCAACAUGAUGCGGUGAUAAGUGACAGUCCUCUUAAAGGGAGCAUGACUUAUAUGGCUGAACUGCUUGAUACACAACAACGAAGAUCUCGGAGUUCCUCGUUACCAGCAGGUGCAAGAAGACCACCUCUUGAACAUAGUGGUAGAGCCAGUUCAUUGGAUCGGGACAGCGCCACAAGUUUGGGUACCUCUCCUUCAGAUUUUGAUGCAGUGGUAGGCCAGGCUAGAGUACAGGGUUUUGACGACAAAGUGUUGUUUGUUGCAUCGUCACCGUCCAAUGAGGAAUUGGAUGAAAUACAACCUGAAGUAACGUCUUCUAAGAGUCGUCCAGAUACGCUAUUCUCUUCAGAAAAGAUAAACAAGAAAGAGAAAAAAGUAGUGUUUCCAAAACAGGAAGAGAAACUGACUCCAGAUGAUGAUGAGAUAUUACAAAUGGCUAUCAAUGAUUUGACGGUUCUACUCGGAUUAGAGGAUGAUUCUUUGUUGAAAAGUAAAGUGAGUUUAGUCCGUGUAUCUGCAGGAAAGUAUCUGACAAGAGAAGGUGACCAGGAUUGUAGUCUGUAUUUCGUUGUGACGGGCUGUCUUGGAAUGCACCAAAAGAGAGUGGGAAUCAAAGGAGAGGAGAACACUGUGUUUAUUGCACAUCCUGGUGAGCUGGUUGGUACCAUUGCUGUGCUGACAGGCGAACCUUCUUUCUUUACUAUCCGUGCAAGAAAAGACUCUAGGGUGGUGGUUGUCUCAAAAACUAAUUUCUACAGUAUAAUGAGAGCUAGCCCUAGAGUGGUGCUGAAUGUAGCACACAGUAUUGUACGAAGACUUUCACCGUUUGUUAGACAGAUUGAUUUUGCUCUAGAUUGGAUGCAUCUUGAGGCUGGUAGAGCUGUAUUCAGACAAGAUGACGAAUCUGAUUGCACGUAUAUUAUACUGAAUGGCCGUUUGAGAUCUGUCGCCACCUUGGAAAAUGGUAAAAAGGAAUUGGUAGGGGAGUAUGGUAGGGGAGAUCUAGUUGGUAUUGUGGAAGUUUUAACACAAAGUAAACGGGUCACCACAGUACAUGCAGUGAGAGACACUGAGCUUGCCAAGGUACCGGAAGGUCUUCUGAACACCAUCAAACGGAAAUAUCCACAAGUAGUGACCAGGUUGAUUCAUUUACUGGGUCAAAGAAUCCUGGGAACCAUCACUGGCAAAUCGCUGGGUGGGUUUAGAUUGACAGAUCCACUGCGUUUCUCAGAACGUCCGAGUGCUAGCACCCUGUCUAAUCUAUCCACGGUAGCAGUGCUUCCUGUAUCCAGUGAUGUACCGUUGUCCAGUUUUACUGUUGAGUUAGAGCAUGCUCUGUGCUCCAUUGGUACAACACUGAGACUGACGAGUGAACACAUAAGAGAUAGAUUGGGAAGUGCUGCUCUAGACAGUAUAAAUGAGUUUCGACUUGCUAGCUGGCUUGCACAGCAAGAGGAUAUUCAUCGUAUUACUCUAUACCAAGCUGACUUCAGAAUGACGCCAUGGACGCUGAGGUGUAUUAGACAGGCGGACUCUAUUCUAAUUGUGGGGCUAGCUGACAAGGAUCCAAACAUUGUUGGAGACAGUGAAAAGCAGCUUGAGACUUUGGCUGUGAGGGCGCAGAAAGAACUGGUCUUACUGCACAAGGAAGUGAAUGGUUCCUACAAAGAACCACGCAGAACAGUAGAGUGGUUGAAUACUAGGGGGUGGGUUUCAUCACAUCAUCACAUCAGGUGCCCCAAGAGAAUAUUUUCAAAACGGUCAGCCCAAAAACGUCAAGACAUGUACAAAAAAUUGUUUGAGAGACCACCAGACAGACAUUCAGACUUCUCCAGGCUGGCCAGGUUUUUGACUGGUACCUCUAUAGGACUGGUAUUAGGUGGUGGUGGAGCUAGAGGCUCUUCCGAAGUUGGAAUCAUGAAAGCCAUGGAGGAGAAUUCCAUACCAAUUGAUAUUAUUGGCGGAACCAGUAUUGGCUCAUUUGUGGGUGCUCUCUAUGCAGAUGAGGUCAAUGCAGAUGCUGUCAGUCGACGAGCCAAAGAAUGGUGCAAAGAAAUGGGUACAUACUGGAGUAAAAUAUUAGAUUUGACUUACCCUGUUACAGCUAUGUUUACUGGGGGAAGCUUUAAUCGGUCUAUAGAAGAUGUCUUCCGUAAUAAACAAAUAGAAGAUCUUUGGCUUCCUUUCUUUGUUAUAAGUACAGACAUAUCCAGCUCCAGUAUGAGAGUACAUACUAGUGGUUCUUUAUGGCGAUAUGUUAGAGCCAGUAUGUCAUUAUCUGGUUACUUACCUCCUCUGUGUGACCCUAAAGAUGGCCAUCUUUUAUUGGACGGUGGAUAUGUCAAUAAUUUACCUGCUGACGUCAUGAAAUCUAUGGGUGCACAGACUAUCAUAGCGGUGGAUGUCGGCAGUCAGGAUGUGACUCAUCUAACCAACUAUGGGGACACACUAUCAGGAUGGUGGUUGCUAUGGAAAAGAUGGAAUCCCUGGGCUAGCGCUGUUAGGGUGCCUGAUAUGACUGAGAUACAGAGCAGAUUAGCGUAUGUCUCGUGUGUCAGACAUCUUGAAGAGCUGAAGAAUAGUAGGAUGUGUGAAUAUAUAAGACCACCAAUUGACAGGUUUAAAACUCUAGAGUUUAAUAGAUUUGAUGAGAUCAAAGAAGUUGGAUACCAACACGGAAUGACAGUGUUCAGUGGCUGGCAGAAAGGUAAAUCUUGCGGGAUAUGUUCAAAGAAAAGGAGAAAGAGAGAGCAGUUACAGGAUGAAGACUAUCAACUAUACCUUAAUUUGAGAGGAGUCAAAGAUUGGAGAAAUACCAGAACUUCAGAUGAGUCUGAUGAUACAGAGACAACUGUGUGGACACCAAAAAGAGCAGCGAGUGAUAUUUAUUAUUACUGA
Saccoglossus kowalevskii is the source of this 4018-nucleotide messenger RNA. RefSeq names its product patatin-like phospholipase domain-containing protein 7. NCBI's taxonomy places the organism in Eukaryota, Metazoa, Hemichordata, Enteropneusta, Harrimaniidae. Gene Ontology annotation, biological process: lipid metabolic process. The record is from RefSeq and is a predicted model, not a curated record. Gene Ontology annotation, cellular component: endoplasmic reticulum. Gene Ontology annotation, molecular function: phosphatidylcholine lysophospholipase A1 activity.